CAUCCCUUCCCACUCACCCGGAAAUCUGGGUCCUGGUCAGUCUUCGACCAUCUCGGCUGCUUGAGGCUCUCUUUGGGCCGUAGUUUAGACUUUUCCCCCGACUCUUAUUAUCGUCUUUCGGGGCGCAACGACAUCUAAUAUUGAAGUAUCAGCAGCCUCUCACACUCCAUGGAUUGGGCCAAUGGACAUGAACGAGCAUCUUGACCAAGAUCCAGGUCACACGGGUAACUCUUCUCCGGGAUUUGAGAACACCCCGGAACCUGUUUCCGGCCCAAGCUCUCUCGCUGCAUGCAAGUCUAGCUCUGCGCUGUCCGCCAAACUUCGCCGGCACGGAGUCAAGGUCAUCUCAGCCCUCAAAUCGUUGACCAACAGCUCCUCUGAACAGCCCGUGGUCAUGCAACAGACAAGCCCAGCUCCAACCGAGCACGGGACGAAGUCGGCCUUCAUACACAAGAUGUCGAACGCCAUAUCUCGCCCUCUGGAGCCCACCGUUGUCCGCAGGGCAUCCGCCAAAAACCGGCCGCUGCUGAGCGGCACGUUUGGAACUGCAGUGUCACCGACCGCGUCAGUAUCCCCAACCAGUCCGGCCCAGAGUGGCGAUUCCCGCACCGCCUGCAGCAAAACAACCGCUUCUGAUAUCAAGUCGGCCAAUAUCACCCAGCUCUCGACGGGCAAGACUUCGCUGGACUCGAUGUUCAGGGACGCAGAUCCAAACACGGUAGGUCGUGAGCGGAACCGUUAUGCAAGCCACAGCCCGCAACGCUCGCGCCGUAACCUAGACGCCCGAGCGGAAGGAGCUACACUUGUCCCCACCCACAGAAACCUCGAUGCAACUCAAGAAGCAUUCUUGGCUCGGUGUCCGCCAAGUAUCGCCACGGUCGAGCGCGCAGCCGCCGCCAAGAUAUACCUCGAAACCCACUUCAACGAGUUGCUCGCCUCCGGGCCAUCGCCGCGUCAGAUGAGGCAGCAGAUCCUCGAGACGGACCUGUUCAAUACCGCGCGCCAGAGGGGAAUGCCGCUGAGCGCUGCCGAGAGACAGAUGGCUCGCGCCCAGUUUUGGCGGCGCGAGAGCGAGCACCUGCGGGAAAUGCGGGCGAUGAAGACGAGGAAUUUGAAGGUGCUGCUGGGCGCAGCGUCGAGGACGGGGGGGGGAUCCCAGGCGAGGGACUAUGAGACGGUCAAGGUGCUGGGCAAGGGCAGCUUUGGCGUGGUCAGGCUGGUGAGAGACUACCGGCGGGGCCAGGUCUAUGCGAUGAAGGUGAUCAAGAAGGGUAAAAUGCUGCAGACUAGCCAGGAGGGGCACUUGAGGGCUGAGAGGGAUCUUUUGGUGGCUAGCGAGGGGUCCAGAUGGAUCGUACCUCUUGUCGCGAGUUUCCAAGACCUCUCGAACCUGUAUCUGGUGAUGGAGUACAUGCCCGGUGGCGAUUUCUUGAAUCUCCUGAUCCGCGAGAACAUCCUGCACGAAUCCGUGGCACGCUUCUACAUCGCCGAGAUCAUCCUGUGCGUCGAGGCGGCACACUCGCUAAAGUGCAUCCACCGAGACAUCAAGCCCGACAACUUUCUCGUCUCGGCGUCGGGCCACCUCAAAAUCAGCGACUUUGGUCUCGCGUUUGACGGACACUGGUCUCACGACACGACUUACUACAAUAGUCACCGGGACGAGAGCCUGGAGCCGACGAAGAAGCGAUCCCACGGCAUCAUGGCCAGCAUCAGGAAGCACGACAAGCAAGACCUGCACGACGGCGAGUCUCUGCUCAACUGGCGCAACCGCUGCGGACUCCGCAGGUCGGCCAGGAGUGUCGUGGGCACGAGCCAGUACAUGGCUCCCGAGUGGAGCGUCGGGGUCAUUUUGUUUGAAUGCAUUUACGGCCAUACGCCCUUCUUAUCGGAUGAGGGCCGGCACCAGACCAAGGAGAAUAUCCUGAGACACCACGAGACGUUUGGCUUCCCGCCACGGCCGACUGUGUCCCGCCGUUGCCAGCACCUGAUGCUGUCCAUGAUCACGGACAAGGAGUAUCGGCUGUGCUCGGAGCGCUACCGCAUGAAGGACCUCGUCACGUCGUCUUCAUCGUCGUCUGGGGCCAACUCCAAGAUGCGCGACAUUGCCGGCCGCUAUGUGUUUCCCUACGACGCCGAAGACAUCAAGGCGCACAAGUGGUUCCGCAACGUCCCAUGGGAGCGCUUGCACGAGCUGGACCCGCCGCUGGUGCCCAGGCUUCGCUCGGUCGACGACACGUAUUAUUUUGACGACGGCGGUUCUGUGAGCGACGGGACGGAGAGCGACGCAGACGGCUGCGAGGAAAACGCGGGAGACGCCCAUGACGGCGCAGCCGAGAUGGCUCUUGAGGCUCCAAGCCUGCUGUUCCCCUCGCCGACUUGCUCAAUUCCAGGACAGACCUGGCCUUCUCCGGCGGUCUACUCCAUGACGACUCCAAUGACCACCUUCACGUACAACUCUCACCAUCACCCACAACACCAACCGUGGGACUACUCCCAGAACUACAGCCCUUGUGCCGCCGCCGCCACCACCACCACCACCACCACCACAACACAAGACGACUUUUCGAUCCCGCCGCCGCUCCCCUCCCUCGAAUCACCCGUCACACCAACCCCGUCAAUCCUCCCCCAAUUCCCCCCUUCUUCUCUUCCUCAUUCCUUCCCAACCCUACUACCAACCCAAGAACAACUCACGUUCCUCCGUCCCCUGCGCUACCACCUGCAGACCCUCGCCCUCACGGUCCUCGCCGCGCCGCCGCACGACAAGGCAGGCAAGCUAGCCGCUCUCGAGCUGUACCUAGACCAUUACGAUGACGCCUCCGCCGCCGGUACGGCUAUGACGGACGCCGAGCGGGCACAUUUGAGAAAGUUUGUCAAGAGGUUCGCUGCUGCUGCUGGCAAUGGUAAUAAUUGUGGGAUUGGCGGGAAUGGGAAUAAUAGUAGACGGGAGAGGGAGCGCAGGAGGCCGAGGGAUCGGUUGUUGAGGGAUGAGGGGACGAAGAAGGUUGCCUUGGAGGUGAGGAAGAGGACUGCCUUUUUGGGGUAUGAGUGGACGAGGAUGAGGCGGGAGGGGAAUGAUGAUAGGGAGGGUUUUGAUGGGCGGCAAGGACAGGGUGGUGUUACUGGUGGUGGGGACGGUGCUGGUGGGAAUGAUGAGGAGAAUAUGUUUGAUGAGGUUGGUGGUGGUGGUGGUGGUGCUGUUAAGUGGGAGGAGCGGCAGCAGCGUGGUGGGCUUCACGGGUGGGGAGAGGAUGUUGCCUUGAUGCGGGCUAUGUAUAGUGGUCCGUGGAGUUUGCGCUGAGUUGGAAGACAGAGCUUCCCGGGUUAGAGCCCGGGGAGGUUGAAAGGCUUACUUCUGGCGCGAAAUGGACGGAGUAGGGUGAUGGGUGAGCAUCGAUAGAGCGAAUAUUUAGCUGGGUACCGAGUCGAGUAGCAUUAGAGAGUAUCAACAUUUGAGGAC
This is a messenger RNA of Parathielavia appendiculata, 3457 nucleotides long. Its product is annotated as kinase-like protein. The record is from RefSeq and is a predicted model, not a curated record. Bases 182 to 3298 code for a protein of 1038 amino acids. The transcript is spliced from 5 exons. Lineage: Eukaryota; Fungi; Ascomycota; Sordariomycetes; Sordariales; Chaetomiaceae. Gene Ontology annotation, molecular function: protein serine/threonine kinase activity; ATP binding. Gene Ontology annotation, biological process: intracellular signal transduction; peptidyl-serine phosphorylation.